Molecule: messenger RNA, 2381 nt
Organism: Mycena citricolor
Lineage: Eukaryota; Fungi; Basidiomycota; Agaricomycetes; Agaricales; Mycenaceae
Source: the annotation of a GenBank genome assembly
UGGCAAGAACGCAGCUUCUCCCGAACAUUUAGGUAGGUUCCGCAACGACAAAAGCUCUCCGCAAGAUCUUGUACAUAACGGUUUUAAUUUUCGUGUGGCGGACUCAAUUAACACCGGGGACCUACUCGGAGAAACACGAAUUGACAACGGGCGAACUUCGGUGACUCUGGGACGUGGGCGAUGGACCCAUCUGAUGGUGGUGGAGAUUUGUUACAUUUAUUUCCCCGGGUUCGGCGAUGCGGGGAAAAGAGUGGGGAACUGAACAAACAGAGUCUUCUUGUUCCCCAGUCAUUUUGUCGGCGUUUCUCCUGAUUUAGACCAGGAAGAUCCGGACGGGGAUUCGAAGCCUAGGCUGGAUGGAGAGCAGGAUGGCAACAGAAUGGCAUUGGCACGCGUCGGCUGACCUGCCCUGCGUGGGCAUCACUUUUGCACCCUGAAGUAGCGCACUUAGCCGGCGGGGUACCUUUGGAAAAACCCAAUGAGGAAACUGGCGCGAUCCCAAUCACGGUCCGCGGUAGCGCCUACAUAAACUGCCACCACUAGUCAUGGGAGUCCCAAGGUUCUCUCGGUUCCUUCCCUCAACAUGGUUGGACCUGCUGCGACUUCAUCCACUGGCGCCCACGCGUAUGCUCAUCUCAUCGACCCCAGCAGGACGUGGCGCAGCAACCGCCGGCUCAUCGUCCUCAAUGCCUGGCUCGUCCUUCUCCUUAUCACAUCCUCGACCAACGGAUACGAUGGGAGUAUGAUGAACGGGCUCCAGACGCUGCCCCAGUGGAGAGACUACUUCAACAACCCGACCAAGGGAAAGCUCGGUUUGCUGAACGCCAUCCAAAACAUCGGUUCUUUGGCUGCGUACCCGUUCGCCCCGUACUUGACUGACGGCAUCGGACGUCGCCGGACGGUCUUCAUUGGUGCGGUCAUCAUGUGUAUCGCGACAGCGGUCCAGACUGCGUCGCAGUCGGUCGGCAUGUUUAUCGGAGCUCGGUUCAUGAUCGGCUUCGGAGUUACGAUCGCGGUCAACUCGGCCCCGCUGCUGGUUUCUGAGCUGUCUUACCCGCCUUACCGCGCCCAGCUCACAUCGGUGUACAACUCGCUCUGGUACACCGGUGCGAUCGUUGCGGCGUGGUCAACAUUCGGAACGUUCAAGAUGACGCACAGCACCUGGUCGUGGCGAAUCCCUUCCGUGCUCCAGGCUCUGCCGUCGGUUCUCCAGGUCGCACUUGUGCUCUUUGCACCCGAGUCCCCACGUUGGUUGAUGAGCAAGGGCCGCGAAGCGGAGGCUCUGGACACGCUCGCGUACUACCACGCUGACGGCAAUCAAGCAGACCCUCUGGUCAAGUACGAAUUCGAAGAGAUCAAGGCCGCACUGGAGUUCGAUCGGACGGUCGCUGCGAACAUCGGCUGGAAGUCGUUCUUCGCGAGCCCCGGCAACCGUAAGCGUGUCCGGAUCAUCGUCGCGAUCGCCUUCUUCUCCCAAUGGUCCGGCAACGGUCUCGUCUCGUACUACCUCACCAAGGUGCUUGACACCGUCGGCAUCACCGACCCGACGAUCCAGCUGCUCAUCAACGGAGUCCUGCAAAUCUGGAACUUGGGAUGCGCAUUGUCGGCGUCGUGGGCGGUGGAGCGGCUGGGUCGUCGGCUGAUGUUCUUGACGAGUGUGCUCGGGAUGCUGCUGUUCUUCACGUUGCAGACGAUCUGCACGGCUCGCUUCCAGAUCGCGCACACCAAGGGCGCCGGAAACGCGGUGAUUGCGUUCAUCUUCCUGUACUAUGCCGCAUACGACAUCGCCUUCACGCCUCUCAUUGUCACAUACACGCUUGAGAUUCUGCCCUCGCCCAUCCGCGCCAAGGGCUACAACAUCUUCAACUUCACGAUUUCGCUCGCGCUGAUCUUCAACCAAUAUGUCAACCCGAUCGCCAUGGACAGCAUCGACUGGAAGUACUACAUCGUGUACUGCGUGUGGUUGGUCGUCGAGGCCGUCUUCCUCUACUUCUACCUCAUCGAGACCAAGAGCCGGACCCUCGAGGAGACCGCGGCGAUCUUCGACGGCGCGGAGGACAAGAUUAUCGGGGCGGGCGAGCAGCACAUCGACGACAAGAUGGUGGACGAGAAGGUGUCGACCUCCUCCCAAGUCUGAUUUGACGAUAGGCCGAAUCAACUCAAUGUCAUCUCAUGAUAUCCCACUUUACGACUUCUGGGUUCCGUUCCUCUAAUUGCACGGCGGCUACGUCUUUAGUUUUUGGGUUAGUUUGGUUGGCGCGCAUAUGUAUUUUUACGACUAGGUACCACUCAAAAACGAUAUUUUUUGGCGUCAGAAAUUUCCCUGGGAAUGCCAAGGCGCGGGCGUGAGUGAAUUUCCGGCCGUGCCGGAUCCACUUGUG